CAGCCACCACAAGGCAUGGAUGAAACUCACAAGCUCGCUUCCACGGAGAGGACCCAGCUGUUGGAGAAAGAACUGGCCGUGCGGCUGGCCGAACUGAAGUCUGAGCUAGAAGGGCAGGGGCCUUUUUGGGGAACAUCUAACAGAGCUUACAGCUCUGUUCAGAUACCGAAAGACAUUUCUUACUUUAGAAGAGAACGGGAACUGGCACUCCAGAGAACCUUACAGGUGGCCACGGCGAAGCCCCUUGUUAUUCAGGCAGAUGUCCUGCAGAGGGAGCUAGAGAGCUGCCUAAGAAGAGAGUACACUCCGGAAAACCUACCUUUGCUUCUACUGCAGCAUUACACAGCGAGAACCGCCCAGCUGGUUCAGAGCAAACGCCUCCACGUGCUCAGAUGGAAGAGGUUUUGCCGGCGCGGUCAGCCCAUGGAGCAGCUUUUUCCGCUUUACAAGAAACAAGUUGGCUACAUUAUGCAGGAGUGCAGUGAUGCUGCUCAGAGAGCUGAAAGAUUGUCUGUGGCUCGAGAGAACUUCCUGAUGGGAAAAACCAACCCUCCUGAGUUAGUAACCCUGGAAGACCUAACCAUCUACACCAAGUGGCUCGUGUGUCACCUGCACUCUCUCCGGACUGUCCACCGCUACCUGCAGGCCCUCCAGAAUCUACCCAUCUCCAAGGUGCUGAGUGACACUGAAAAACAAGCCCCUGAAAAUGAGAAGGUCAAUGUCAAUGACAUCAACCCCGAUGUCCAGGGUUCUGCAUCUCCUGGCACUGUGGAUACCAGCAUUGCAGGUUCAAGGAGAGCAGAGGCUGCUUGUGUCUUGCCCCAACACACAGCAGAAGCAGAAGACCUGAAGCCUCAACUGAAGUCCCUCCUCUCCCAUUUCCACAUCCCAUACGACGUCAAAGAGCUCAGGGAUGCUGCAAAGGAGAUGCAGCUGUUUUUCUUGGUUUCCCAAAAAUUUCAAAGCAUCUUCAUGGAGCAACAGAAGAUGCAGACGUUUCCCGACUAUGAAGCUCGGAAGGCAACUGCAGAGAAUCUGGGUCUGGCAGGACCUCCUUCAGCCCUGAAAAAGAGAGCCAAUUGGAUUCCCUUUAUAAAGAUCAAGCCAAAAUGUGAUCCCUGGCAAAGGAAACUUUUGAUCAGACUAAAAGAACGGAGACGAAUAGAUGCACUAAUGCACCUGCAAGCCAAGUUUUUGAAGAUUUCCGACCCUGAGCAAGUAAUGCAAGCGCUUCGCGAUCACGCUGCAAAGACAGCCACGCUGGCGCCACGUCAUCACCCGUCUUUCGUGACUGCCCAGGGUGUGCCUCAGCGCAGCUAUGACCAGAUCUGGGAGAAUAUUUACAGCAACGUCCGUCUCUACCAGAAUGGAAACACAAAGGAUGAUGACCUUUCUGUGGAACAAAAUGAAAAUGAACUAGCUCAAAGGAGUCCCAGCCAAUGGACUGAUAGGCCUGUCAAGCAGAGAGAAGAGACAGGGUACAACUACGCAAUGACCCUACAACUGCUGGGCCUGGAUGAUGAGGGGGCUGAGCCCGGUGCACGGGAUCCUGCCCUGAUGAGAGGGGCCUACUUGUCCUUUCUGUAUCUGCGCCACCUGCGGAUCAGGGAGCUGCAGCGCAUCUGCUUGGGAAUUCUGAACUAUUUCAGAUCCGUGGAGCGAACCUUGACCAUCAACACUUCAGGCCUUACUGUGGCUUCAGGGGACAUGGUCCCUACCAUGGAAGACAGUUGCUGGGCAAACGUGGCCAAAGAAGGCUUGGGCGCCUCGCAAGGCCUCGGGUCCUCUGCCGAGCACAAGGCCCACAGCACCCAAUUCGGGGAGUUCUCUGAAGUGGAGGACCAGGAUGACUAUUACAGCAUGGCUGCUGGCUGCAUCCACAGCCAGGACCAGCACGGGGUGUACGUCAUGUAUGAUGAAGCCCUGAGUGACCUGCAGGGGCUGGAGGCUGAGCUGCUGCUUGUGGCCAGCCAUUACAUCCAGAAAGAAAAAGGUCACAAAGAGGGCAGUGAGGUGGAAAGUGGCCAGCACUGGGGAUGGGCCCACGCGAGUGUGGACAGGUUUGCAGUGCUGUAUCACCUGUGGACUUGGGAAGCCACUCUUCUGGAAAACAAGCGCCAGCUUCUUGAUAGCUACUUCGAAGCGUACCAGCACACGCUGGAUCCUCAAGAGAGGUUGGCCUUAGCUCAAGUGAUGACUGACAUCAUGCACCGGCGCCCCAGGUUCGAUCUCGGCCACGCCUAUUUCAUUAAGGCCUACCAAGAGGAGUGCACCUGCCUGAGGUUUCACCUGCAGCUAGUGAGGCGCAUCCUCCACCAGCAGAUAGAGUGUCAGCGGGAAUAUGUCCAGAGGCUUUGGCGAGAAGAUCAUCUCGAUCUUGAUGAUAGGAAUAAAUUCGGCCUUCCCCUCAACAUCAUUUGCAAACAAUUGAUUUCCAUCAACAACAGCUGCCCAGCUUUGGAAGACAUUUAUCUGCUGGAGUUCCAUCCUUCUCUUGGCCUGGCUGCACUCAUCCCCAAAGCCCUGGACUACCUCCUCCAGGAAGCCUGCCGGGCCUCUAGACCCACAACAGCCAGCGGCCUUGCCCUGCUAGAGCGACGCAUCCUGCGGCUGGCCCUGGACCUGUGCUUUGCCCCGACCCAGCCUGAGACCUGGUACAGUGUGCGGCUCCAGACAGAGCUGUUUUCGGCUAAAGUGAUGGGAGAUCCCUUUCUCGUGGAAGAGAUAGGCCUGCUGGCUCUCCAGCCUGCAGCAGCAGCAGGACAGGAACGAGGGCUGGGGCCUCCUGUGCUGCCCCUGGACACGUUCGCCAGACUCCUGGAGCUCUUGACCCUCCGCCACCGGCUGAUAGAAGCGAGUCUGCAGAGUGCGCACUUAGCUCGGCUCUAUAAGGAGUUGGCACAGGAGAUGGGGUUUGAAGAGUUCCAUUUGCACCUGAGGCCUGUUCCCUUUGAGUUUGCAUCACACAAGGAUGAGGUGGAUGGAUCACCGCCUGCCUUUGUAACUUCCCUGCUGGAGGACGCUGGCCAGCUGGACAGGUAUUCUCCUACUGCUCUCGUCUUAGCCAUCUCCGAAGUGGACGACAACCAAAUCGGCAAAUUUAGUUUUUAUACGAAGGAAGCCAUCCUUAAGCUCUUGUUCCAUUCUGGAGUGGAGAAUAUGCAGGUGACCCUGGCAUGCCAAGUUGCUCAGAAAAAUGCCCUGAUGGUGGCUGUCCGGCAGGCAUUCUUCUAUCACACUCCUCGAGGGCACUGUGCUGAGGCCAAGGAAGUAAGUUCCGAUCCGAGGACUCCCAGAAGAAGAAAUUCCAGAGCUGUCAGUGGCACGGAGAGUUUGUUGGUAUCCCCAACCCCAAAAGCCCCAGAUGUGCUCGCUCAUUCUUCAGAGAGAUUUCAGGCUUCCAAAAGAGCUGCGGAGGCCUUCGUGUCGAUUCAGCUGGAAAAGGCGGGGCUGCGGGACCUGAUGCUGAAUGACUUCCUCCUCAGGAAACAGGCCCUGGCCAACAGGAUGGAGAGCCCCGAUGAAAUUGGAAAAGUCAAGAGGGACGUGAUAACCGAAUAUUGUCAGAAGUUUAACCGCCGCAUGUGUCACCACGCUCUCCGGGGCCAGAUCGUGGCCUACUACAGCAGCCUGAGGGCGCUGCUGGAAGACUUCCCCACCAUCAGGGAUACCUUUUUCAUGGUGGGCCGAGCACAGGAAAAGAAGGGGCCGAGGGACCCCGAGGAGGGCCUCCAGGCCGACCCCAGGAGCUUCCAGCCCCGGCCUCGGUGUUUGCUGUCCCCUGAUGGAAAAGUCUUCCUCAACUUGUGGUUCCUGCCCCACCCUUCCGAAGUGCUGGCGAUGUUCAGAACUCUGCCAGAAAAGGCAGCGUUCAGAGCCUUACAGCUCACUCUGCGGCUGGUGGCACCUCUGCACGACAUUGUGGCCUACCUUCUCAGCUUUGCAAAACUGGGCAAUGGCCCAGCAUCUUUUGAGUGUCCUCUGAGCCCAAGCGCUUGGAGGGGUGACUGGGGAGGAACGGAGGGCAUUGGGUCCGAGCUGCGAGAGCUGCAGAAAAUGCUUGACAACCUCCAGAGCCCCCGGGACCCCUGCCAGGUUUCCCAGGCCCUGCUCCUCCACAGGGAGAUUCUGUUGCUGCAGUUCGACACGGCCGUGAGGCACCGCAUCAGAAACACAUUUUUGGCAGCUGGAAAUGUUCGUGCCUACCAAUCCGUCACCGCUGGCAUGUGCCAUGGGCUGCCACCCCUGAGCAGCUGUCUCACGAAGAGCAUAUUCGCUUCGCAGCUCGGUGUGCCCCCGCCACUGGAUCCACGGAGCCUGCAGGCGUCUCUGCUGUUCCCGUGGAGAGCGCUGUUGGAGGACGGAGGACUGUUUCCCGCUAUGAGCAGCAGCCCGGACAGCCUGGAGCACGGUAUGCAGCUGUGCCUCUGUGGGCUGAGUGACCGUGACCGCAAGGUGGCUCAUGGAGAGCUGGUGGCCGUGCAACUGCUCCUGGAAGACGUGCUUCUGCGCAGUGAUCCUGUGAGCACAGGGGCUCCCCCUGGACGGCAAGCCACCCCGGACAAAAAUCCACAGCCAACUCAGUCCGGAGGAGCAGGAUCCAGAAGUCGGUUCCCAAGCAGCACCAAGACCGCCCCGCUGCUGGAGGGCCCACGCGAUGUCCUCGCGUCCCUGGCUUUGCUGAGAUCGUUUCUGAUGGCGUGGAAGCAGCUGGAAGCGCUGAAGGAGCACUGGGGCCAACUCAAGCUGCGAGGCCGGGACGUCGACUCCGUGUCUGCCCACAAACAACUCUCGGAGCUCUACCAGACCGACAUUCUGUACCCCAGCAUGAAGGCCAUAGCUAGGAAGAUGGGAAAAGAAGAUGAAUUUGAGGGACUUACUGUAAAUUGUCAGUCAAUAUUUCCCCCUCAAGGGGCCUCAGAAAUGGAAAUAAAAACACAGCAGCUCCAGCAGCUUCUGGAAAAUGUUGAAAUUCACAUGAUCCAGGAGGUAUUAAGAAAAGUGAACAGAGAGAUGACACUGGUUUUAUCAGAAAAGUCCAGGAAAGAGUGUCCUCUCCCUACAGAUCUCUGGAAACACCAAGCCAUGAAAGAAAACUUUUCAAUCUCAAGACCACAAAUAGUUGAAAAAUUCAUCCAGAGAUUAAUGGAGAGCUACAAAGACGGUGAACACGAGAUCACUUUCCGAAGGGAGCAUCUGGAGGCCUGCCUCCUGUCCCUGGGCUGUGACGUGAUGGCGCGAGAACGCAGCAGCUUCGAGGCCUACUCCCUGUGCUACGAGCAGGUGCUGCAGCACGCGAGGCAGAGGCUGCGCCAGAAGGAACAGGAGUUAGAGGUCCUACAGAGAGGACAAGGGCCGCCCGAAGACGUCGCUACUCAGGUUGCAGAGCUUAGUCACGAUAUGAUCAUGGAAAUCACUGCUCUGAGAGCCCAACUCACAGCUUUGGAAGAGGAGAAUCUGAAUCUCAGAAACCAGAUCAGAAAAGAAGUCCAGGAAGAAUACGAAGCGCUCGUCCAAGCUUUGUUUGUGACCUGUUUACACAUAAAAGAGAAGCUGGAUGAGAAUCAGCUUAAUUUGAUCCAGAGAGUGUACCAGCUCAUCGGCGAAGUGAGAACAGAAGGGAUCGCCACUAUGAAGGCCCUAAAGAAAAAGUGGGGCUCCGCCGGGUCGGAGGAAGGGAUGAAGGAAAACACAGCCCAAGAGCAGCUGCUGGCCUCGGAGCAGGACAACUGCAGCCUGGCCGCCCUGGUGUGCAAAGCGAGGAGCCUGGGCCGCUGGAGGCUGAGCGCGCAGCAGGCGCACUUCCAGGGCCAGCUGAGCCGGGCAGAGAAGGAAUCUAUGCAAAGUAAGAAAGAGUGUUUGAGCAUCCAGCUGAUGGCAGAACAGGAAGUGAGUUUACUUCGCCAACAGUUACUGGGUCUCAGGCGGGCCCUGGCCAGGGCUCACGAUGACAACGCGAGGAUGUGGAAGCAGCAGGACAAGCAGGCUCGAGCGCUGCAGGACCUGCGGAGCAGAGUGGCGCAGGAAGCGCUCCACCGGCGGCAGCUGGACGCCGUGAGAACCUGCAGCGUGGAGAAGCUCCUGGAAGACGUAGGGCUCAAGGAGCAGCAACUACAGCUCCUUACCGAGGAGGCCCAGAGGACUCGGAGGCGGGGCCAGCUGCAGCAGAAGGAGAUGACGCGAGAACUCCGCCAGGUGAGGAGCCGGCUGGCCCGGGAGCGCAGUGCGAAGCUGAGCGCCUUCCAGCGCCUGGAGGAGCUGCAGAGUCAGCUCCAGGACGCCCCACCCGGCUCCCCACAAGGCCUUCUGUCCCAGGCUCACUGCUCCCUAAGUUCUGCCUCCACACCAUCCAGGCACUCCCAGCUCCAGUUUUUAAAGACCAAUCUUAUGGACAGUACCCUAACAAGAAGGAUACAGCGGCCGAAGACUGUGCCUGUUAAACACAGAAAAAUGGAUUGAGGAUUUUCUUCCUAUCUGAUGUGGCAGAAAAUGUUCACCCUGACAGCUUUUCAAGGUCAAACAUCUUCCUCCAGAAUGCCACCGGACAGACCCAACUGGUAACCAUCUCUGCUUUUUCCAAGUUUUAUUUCCAUGAGGAUGUGAGUGAAUAAAAAUGGCUGUAAA
Messenger RNA from Oryctolagus cuniculus (rabbit), 6624 nucleotides. The record is from RefSeq and is a predicted model, not a curated record. NCBI's taxonomy places the organism in Eukaryota, Metazoa, Chordata, Mammalia, Lagomorpha, Leporidae.